Molecule: messenger RNA, 5836 nt
Organism: Brassica napus (rape)
Lineage: Eukaryota; Viridiplantae; Streptophyta; Magnoliopsida; Brassicales; Brassicaceae
Product: protein TRANSPORT INHIBITOR RESPONSE 1
Exons: 3
Coding region: 195-1973 (592 amino acids)
Biological process (GO): SCF-dependent proteasomal ubiquitin-dependent protein catabolic process
Cellular component (GO): SCF ubiquitin ligase complex
Molecular function (GO): protein binding
Source: RefSeq, a predicted model, not a curated record
CCUUCCCUAUCCUUCUCUUUCAUCUUCCUCCUAACCUUUCUUUCUUUCUGCAUCUCCUACAUCGCUCCGUUAAUGGCGCCUCAGAUCUAUCCUUCCGAUAUAUAAACUCCUUCUGAAACACGUCCCAAUUUUUGUACUUCACUAUCAAUCGAAAGAUCUCGAGCUUUUUUUUAUAUCACUCUCAAACGAACGCAAUGUACAAGCGAGUGUCCUUAUCGUUUCCAGAAGAAGUUCUCGAGCACGUAUUCUCGUUUAUAAACCUAGACAAAGAUAGGAACUCGGUGUCUCUGGUGUGCAAGUCGUGGUACGAGAUCGAGCGGUGGUGCAGGAGGAAAGUCUUCAUCGGGAACUGCUACGCGGUGAGCCCCGCGACGGUGAUACGGAGGUUCCCGAAGCUGAGAUCCGUGGAGCUGAAAGGGAAACCGCACUUCGCGGACUUCAAUUUGGUGCCGGAGGGAUGGGGAGGGUACGUGUACCCGUGGAUAGAGGCGAUGGCGACGUCGUACACGUGGCUGGAGGAGAUAAGGCUGAAGAGGAUGGUGGUGAGCGACGAGUGCUUGGAGCUCAUAGCCAAGUCGUUUAAGAAUUUUAAGGUUCUGGUGCUUUCGUCAUGCGAAGGCUUCUCCACCGAUGGUCUAGCUGCUAUCGCCGCCUCUUGCAGGAAUCUGAAAGAGCUUGAUUUGCGUGAGAGUGAUGUUGACGAUGUCAGUGGCCACUGGCUUAGCCAUUUCCCAGACACAUACACUUCUUUGGUGUCUCUCAAUAUCUCUUGCUUAUCCUCUGAGGUCAGUUUCUCUGCUCUCGAAAGGCUGGUGACUAGGUGUCCCUCCCUCAAGUCUCUCAAGCUUAACCGAGCUGUUCCUCUCGAAAAACUGGCUACUUUACUUCAAAGAGCGCCUCAGCUUGAGGAAUUUGGCACCGGUGGCUACACUGCUGAUGUGCGUCCAGAUGUCUUCUCUGAUUUAUCUGUAGCUCUCUCUGGCUGCAAGAAGUUGAAGUGCUUAUCUGGGUUUUGGGAUGCUGCUCCUGCCUAUCUUCCUGCUGUUUAUUCCGUUUGCUGUCGGGUUACUACUUUGAACCUGAGUUAUGCGACGGUUCAGAGUUAUGAUCUUGUCAAGCUUCUUAGCCAAUGUCCUAAAUUGCAGCGCCUCUGGGUGUUGGACUACAUCGAGGAUGCUGGUCUUGAGGUGCUUGCUUCAACCUGCAAGGACCUUCGCGAGCUGAGAGUGUUUCCGUCCGACCCUUUUGUCAUGGAGGCAAACGUUGCAUUGACGGAACAAGGGCUUGUCUCGGUCUCUCUGGGGUGUCCAAAACUCGAGUCGGUUCUCUACUUCUGCCGUCAAAUGACCAACGAUGCGCUGGUAACCAUUGCUAGGAAUCGUCCCAACAUGACCCGCUUCCGUUUGUGCAUCAUCGAGCCGAAAGCCCCUGACCAUAUGACUCUAGAGCCACUGGAUGUGGGAUUUGGAGCCAUAGUAGAGCACUGCAAAGAUCUCCGGCGGCUCUCCCUAUCGGGGCUGUUGACCGACAAGGUUUUCGAAUACAUUGGGACAUAUGCAAAGAAGAUGGAGAUGCUGUCAGUGGCGUUUGCAGGAGAGAGUGACUUGGGAAUGCAUCAUGUGUUGUCAGGGUGCGAUAGUUUGAGGAAGCUUGAGAUAAGGGACUGCCCGUUUGGAGACAAGGCGCUAUUGGCCAAUGCUUCGAAGCUGGAGACAAUGCGAUCUCUUUGGAUGUCUUCUUGUUCGGUGAGUUUUGGAGCCUGCAAGUUAUUAGGACAGAAGAUGCCAAAGCUCAAUGUGGAAGUCAUUGAUGAAAGAGGUCCGCCGGACUCGAGACCAGAGAGCUGCCCUGUUGAGAGAGUGUUUAUAUACCGAACAGUGGCGGGUCCUCGGUUUGACAUGCCUGGCUUCGUGUGGAACAUGGACCAGCAACACUCAACCAUGAGGGUUUGCCAGGCAAAUGGUCACUACUAAAAAAUAAACGAGGUACAGUUUUUCAUCAAUCCUGUUCAUCAUCGCCCAUAUUCUAAUCGUUCCAGUUUAGGAACACGAGAGAGAGAGAGAGAGAGAGAGAGCUCCAUUAAUUUAAUCCUGAGCUGCUUCAUAUGACUACCAAGCUAAUGAGCAAAGAAUGAGUGAAGAGAGAGGGAGGACAUAGAGAGAAAGAGAUCCGAGAGACCUUUGUUGUAUGUUUGUUUGUCUUACUUACUGAGAGAUUCUGGUGGGGUAUUAGUUUUGUUCAGAGUACGAUGAGAGAUUUUUUAAAAGACAAUUGUCAAACAUGUAACUGUACUAUCUGUUUGGACUCAUUUUCUUAAAUCCUUUUCAAUAUGUUUUUAUCUCUUCUGUCUCUGCCAAUUUCAUUUGUCCGGUUAGAGAAACUGUGUGCAGGUUAUUCGGUUGAAGGAACAGCAUACAUUUCUUUGAUCUCAGGGGCCCUCGACGCUUAUAAACCAGAAGAAUAGUUGCAGUUUUGUCACUAGAGGGUAAAGAGAAUCCAAAGAUAGAAACAAAGAGAAUCUUGCUUUGAGUUUAGAUAUUUUGGCAACUAAAACUGUACCAUCGUCAACUGUAGCUCGAAAAUUAGCCAUGAGGCCCAGUGCAGUAAAUAAUAUCAUAUGAUUAUUUUUUCUUUUGAAAGAAUAAAUAUCAUAUGAUUUAACAAGGUGAUAUUUUGCAUUUCUUUUUGUUGUCAACGCAUAAAAGAUGCUUGUAUUUGAGUAUCAAUUUUCAUACGUUAUUAUCUUCUCUAAUACAGUAAUUUUGUUUUCUUAGAGAGUUAUAAAACUACACACACACAGCACAUGCGGUUUACCUAUCUCGUUCAGUCGUUUAAUGCUAUAUGAUAUGGCCCAUAUUCAACUAUUUUUAUUAGCUCCCCUUGUUCCACGCUUUAUAAGAUGAACCGUAGUUGAUGUAACCAGUUUUAAACCAACCGGACCAUGGUCAAGCGCAAACAUUUAGGUGACUAGACUUGCAAUUCAAACCUUUGACUUCUGGAGUCUGAGUCAUGCAUGUUGUGGUUGAAAGGAACCAAGUGGCAAAUGAAAUAGCAGUGAGUAUGACUCAAGUACUGUACUGGUCAGAUUUGGCUUCAAAACCUCAUCGCUCAAGAAGCGCUAACAGCACUCCUCUGGUUCGUUGAGUGGCUCAUAUAGGACUGCGAGGUUCCAGCAGUUGACAUUCCAGGCUUAAAAGCCAUGGUGACCCGCAUCUUUUCUCAUCCCUCUUCCUCUUUUAAUUUGAGGUGUUUCUGUUUACCUAUUUUCUAUGAGCAAGAAAUUCAAAAGAUCCUACCUUACCAAGAAGUAAAACCCUACACUAAAACUGUCACUUGUGGAAUAGGUUCGUAUGCUCCUAGAGAACAGUUGAUGAAGACAAGUCGCAAACACACCACCAAUGUAUCUGGAAUAGAAUCCCAACAAAUGCAAGUUGUUAAAGAGUACAUACCACAGCUCUGGCAAAGAAAGAAAUAGUGUCACGCCCAUAAACUCUAAAAAUUAGUACACCACAUGACUAGGUCAGAGUUUAAAAACCAAAAAGAUGGACUAAUGUCAUGUGAUGUAGCGCAAGUUUAUCACCAAUACCUCUCAGCUACAGAUUCCACAGUCAUGACAAUGAAAUUGUUGUUUUGAGGUCUGCAAACAUAAUAAUAAUGGCACGCAACAUGGAGGAGAGUUACUUUCACUUGAAAAUAAAUAAUCUAAAAUAUUGCAACUGUUGUAAUCUAAAAGUAUUUCCCCAUGCAGACGCCGUAAUUCGAGCAGACUUCAGCCUGAUAAAUUUUAUUUUAGUGAUGAUUGAUAUCAACCAAAAUAAUAUAAGUUAGAGAAACAGAAUAAUCACCCCUACACCUUGCUCAGAUCUUUAUUACUUGCUAAGUAUCUAGUUUUAGGGUUCCCAAUUAACUUUGUUUAGCCCAUAAUCUCAUUGACUACUUAAUUAUCCAUGUUUUAGAGAUACACUAGAGACGCUAACCGGUGGUUGUGAAUAUGAAUAAAAUAGAGUGUUCAGUAGUAUUAUUAACUAGUGUCCAUUAUUUAAAAAGUUGGGAUGCCUUAGAGUAAAGUUGAAUAAUUGUAUACUGUCUGAUGAUGCAUAUGAAUAGAUCAUCAGGAAUGCUUUUCUCAAAGCUAAGAAUCUUUGAAUCCUACUGACAAAGACAGCAAGUGAAGGCUGUUGUUCCACGUUCCUUGCCGAUAGAUUAGAUUCUCCCUCCCAAGAUUAGAUCCCCCAAAGAACUCGGAAGUUUUUUUUUUUUUUGUAAACAGAGAACUCGGAAGUUGUAUUCCACUUCUCUCGCAAUGUCCUUCCUCUUUUUCCACCUUUCCUUUUUUGACACCACCAAAAUAAUCACAAACAAAACUUAAUUAUGCAGCUUCUUUAAGUGCAAGUAACUAUGUUGAACUCUAAAUAAAUUCAGUUAAAAUACAUAAAUGAAUAACACAUUCUAAAUGCAAAUAUAUAUUGUCCUUAAUCUGGUUUUAUGCUUUAUGUAUUUGUGUUUCUUUUGAUAAAAUGUAUUUGUGUUUUCAGCUCUAAUAAAUUCACAUUUUUUACGGUACUCAAAUUUCGGAUCCAUCUUUCACUACUUCGCGACUAAAUUUGAAAAGAAAGCUUAAGAAAAAUGAAAGAUAGUUGUGUGCUUUGUUCUCAUGAUAUAUUAUUGAGCAUGGAGAAUGAAUUGUUCCAAGAACUAACAAUUAUUUUGCACAAAUAUUUUUCACGUUUUUUUGUACUUGAUCGAAAGAUGAAAUAAACUAAAUAUUCCCAUGAAAUUAAGAUUUUGAUAUAGCACGGCUAAAUCAAAGAGACCUUAAUUGCGAGACAUUGUAACGUUACAGUCAGUCUCUGGUUAUAUUUCUGUAUCGUAAUUCACCAGUCACGUUUCAUCAGCUCAAAUAUAUAAAGUACCAAUACUGACAAAAAUCAUGCAGUCAUUUUUUCUUUCUUCAGUCGUUAAUCUCUUAUUUAUUUUGGAUACUGACAUUCUAUUCACAAACUUCCCCCAGACAAAUAUCUUCGGACUAACUUCUGAUACAUAAAUAUCUAUUAUUUUGUUCUGAUAAUUUGUAUACUAUAUUUUCAUGUUUUGUUUGUUCUGGUAUCCAUGUGAUAGACUACUACAAUAUCUGAUAUCAUUUUUAGUCGACCUUUAGUGCUCUCACUGAAACCAUUCAGAGACGAUAGGCAAAACUCAAAACGAAAGCAACAUAACAUAUGAUAUAUAAUUUCUCCAUUACAAUAGAUAAUACAUCAGUACAUCCACUGAUUGAUUAAGCUGGAAAAUACAAAGCUAACUAAUUAAAUGUUUUUGACAUGAUCAGCAAAACAAAAUAUAAAAAUUAGCUAUAUAUAUAAGAACAUGAUACACAUUUACGUGUAAUAUUUCCCAUCAUUAUUUACCAUCUAAUACGUACUAAUUAUCUUUUCUUAAGGAUCCAUUCAUUUUCUAGUUAUGAAAUGACUGAUACGGCUUGAUCAAUGGAACAAGGGAGCCACUUAGGUGAAGCGACAUGACUUCGUUGGUUGAACCCACCAGCUUACCACUGACAAAAACAGCAGGAACAGCGUUGGUGCAGCCAAGACGGACUAAGGCCUUCUCUAUCUCGCGGCAGUCAGGAUCAUUGUCGAUCUCGUGGAUGGUUGGUUGAACCCUAAGGUCACGGAAAAGGAUCUGCACGGCGUAGCAAAGACAGCAUGAGUCUUUUGUGAAGAUCACAACUCCUUUCUCUGAUGACAUUCUCAUCACCUUGUCCAUGAUCAGAUUCUGAUCGGACGGCUCCCUCCAAAGAUCGAGAACUUAUGUAUCUUUUAGCUCUGGUUUAUGUUUCUUU